AGAUUGUUUUGACCUAUUUUAACGCUACAUUUUAGCAUCCAGAAUGAAAGAGGAUCCAGUGACCUUUGAGGACGUGGCUGUGAACUUCAGUCUAGGAGAAUGGGCUCUGCUGGAUUCUUACCAAAAGAAGCUCUACAGAGAUGUGAUGAUGGAAACUUUUAUGAACCUGAUUUCCAUAGGGAAGACAGAAGAAGAAAGUAUGGAUGUGAACUACCCAAAGCUCCAGAGAAACGCGAGAAUUCAGGUGGUUGAGAAAUUCAGUGACUAUGAACAUAACAGUCAGUGUGGAAAGACUCACCAACAGAUGACAGAGCAUAUUGUUAAUGGGCAGAGUCAUCCUGCAAUCACAGUCUAUGAAAGCAGUGUGAGUGUAAAAGACAUCAAUGGUCACUCAUCCUCAGAUGUGCUCCUGAGAGGUCAAAAUGAAGAGAAACCAUACAAAUGUCAGGAACUCGUGGAAAAGGCUAUCAAACAUGAAAAAUGUUGGAAAAAUGUUACUUAUUCUGAAUCCUUCCAUACACUUGAGAGGGUUCCUGACACAGAGAACAUUUGUGAAAAUAAACAGACCAAUGAAUCUUACAGGAAUCUUAUGCCUCAUCAAGAUUAUAAGAGAGCCCACAUUGGAGAUGAGCUACAUGAGUGUAAACAAUUUGAGAAAACCUUAAAGGAAGAAAGUUAUAUUCAAAUAUAUGAAAGGAUCCAUAUUGGAGAAAAACCAUUUGAGUGUAAGCAGUGUGGAGAAGCCUUUGUUAGUUCCAGUCACCGGAACAAACAUCAGAGAAUUCACACAAGAGAAAAAACAUACUCAUGUAGACAUUGUGGUGAAACUUUCCUGUAUUCCAUGGCCCGUCAUAAUCACGAAAAAACUCACAAACGAGAACGGAGUUUCAUAUGUAAACAUUGUGGGAAAGCAUGCAUUCAUUCUUAUCAACUUCUUCAGCAUGAAAGACGUCAUACUCGAGAGAAACGUUAUAUAUGUGAUCAAUGUGGCAAAGCAUUUAGACGGUCCUCAAACCUUCACAAACAUGAAAGAAUUCACAGUGAAAAGAAACUUUAUGCAUGUAAACAUUGUGGGAAGGCUUUUAUCAGUGUGGGCAACUGUUACAGCCAUGAACGAAUCCACACUGCAGAGAAAACCUAUGUUUGCAAGCAGUGUGGGAAAGGGUUUACACUUUCCUCAUACCUUCGAAAACAUGAAAGAAUUCACACUGGAGAGAAGCCCUAUACAUGUAAAUAUUGUGGGAAAGCCUUCACCCAUUCUAGUGCUCAUUACAGGCAUGAAAAAAUUCACACUAGAGAGAAACCGUAUGUGUGUGUAGAGUGUGGGCAAGCAUUCACCUUUUCCAAAUCCCUUCAAAUACAUGAAAGAACUCAUACUACUAGAGAGAAAUUCUACAAAUGUAACCAGUGUGAGAAAGCCUUUACAUGCUUCUUACACCUUCAAAGGCAUGGAAAAUCUCAUAAUGGAAAGAAACCCAUUGGGUAGAACUUGUACCUGUGUAAGCUAUGUGUAACUAGUCAACUUGUUCUUGAGAAUAUUUAUUUAUCAUUUGUCUAUUUGCAUGAGGUUUGGGGCAAGAAUACACUCAUGUCUCAGUGGACAUGUGGGGAGCAGCAGACAGCUUUCUGGAUUCAGUUCUCAUAUUUUCAUUAUGUGAGUCCCGGUGAUGGAGCUCAGAUCCUCAAUUUCAGCCACACGACCCUUCUAAGCCAUCCCACCAGCAUUUGACUUGCUUUUUUUAUGAAUGAGAUUUCUUAAAUAGGUUUCAUAUUUUGUAGUUUUCUGUGUAUACUUUCUCCAAAAACCAAAUGGGUAGAUUAGGCUUGAAAGAUGGCUCAAUAACUGUUUACCUUCUGUGCUUGCAGAGGACCUGGGUUAAAUUCCCAGCAUCCAUGUGAUGACUCACAGCCAUCAGUAACUCCAGUUCCUGGUGAUCUGACACCCUCUUCUGGGCUUGGAACAUUGCAUACAUAUGCAUACAGGCAAAAUACAUCAGACAAUAAGCCUUUAAAAGAGUGGAGAUAUACUGGAAAUAAUAUAAAACUUAUAAGUGCAAUUUUCCCCAUAUGUACGAGUGUACAUAGAUGCACACUUGCUCUUGCAUCAGGCAUCAUAGUGUAUGCCUUUUAUUCCAACACUGUGGGGACACAGGCUAGAAAAUUACAAUACUGAAUAUAGUGUGAGAUUUAAGAAAAAAUGAUUUCCACCCAAAUUCAAUUGUCACUGUUAAAACAUGAGAGAUCCAGGAAUGCUGGCACACACCUUUAAUUCCAUCACUUGGAGGGAUGAAAGAGGCAGGUCUGUCUGAGCUCCAGGGGUACUUAGACCCUGUUCCAAAAAAGGGGGGGGGGUUAACAUAACUACUUCAAGGUCAUCUUGAGCUACAUGAAAAUCAGAAAAGGACUUUUGUGAAGAGGUAAAAAUUCUAAAUUUUCUUAUAUAAUUGAAUUUUGCAAAAGUGAAUGCAAAUACCAUUAGCAAAUUAACAUAUGUAAAUAAAAUAUUGAUGAAAUGACCUGAAAGAAUUAAUUAAAAGUUAUGCAUGUUUAUAAUAUUUGCCUAUUCUUACUCAAGACUUCUUGACUGUAUAAUACUUCUUUUUUCAUUGAAAGUAUAACUUAGUGAAUAAUUUAAGUAUGAUCGCACAUGACUCAUCCCUGCUGUAUAAAACUGAGAUGAGAGAAUAAACUUGAGCUCAUAUUUGAAGACCAUGAAGACGCUACCUUAAGGAGCAAAAGCAUGAGCUCUCUGAAUUGUGGUAAUGGAACUUAUGCCAAAUCAAUUGCGUUUCAGUCAGGAAAACUGGUAUUCUUUUAUGGGUGGUGUUAAGUCAUGAGGUGAUGCUUUACCCUUUACUGUAGAGCUAUAGUGAGUUCAUUGAAUUGAAAUGCAUUCAUAAUUUGGCACCUAUAUUUGUAGACCCUUUAUAAAAUUGCAGUUAUUUAUUGUGCACAUAUGUCUUUAGGCAUGUGGGUCCCAAGUGUACCUUUGGAUGUCAGGGAACAAUCUCCUUAGCACAUGAGUCCUGAAGAUAGCACUCGGGUCAUCAAGCUUAUGGGCAUGGAUGUUUUCACCAGCCCUUUAAGUAGGUUUUGAAUAUUUGUACUUAAUGUGAAAUUGAAAAUGUAUCAGUGUUCGUUUUUUGUUGUA
This is a messenger RNA of Mus pahari (shrew mouse), 3151 nucleotides long. RefSeq names its product zinc finger protein OZF-like. Bases 44 to 1486 code for a protein of 480 amino acids. Gene Ontology annotation, biological process: regulation of transcription by RNA polymerase II. Lineage: Eukaryota; Metazoa; Chordata; Mammalia; Rodentia; Muridae. Gene Ontology annotation, molecular function: DNA-binding transcription factor activity, RNA polymerase II-specific; RNA polymerase II cis-regulatory region sequence-specific DNA binding. The record is from RefSeq and is a predicted model, not a curated record. The transcript is spliced from 4 exons.